CCUCUUCCUCUUGCCGCCACAGCCGUUGCGUUUAAUCACAAUUAGGUGUGACUGAUGACGCGCGGACGCUGGCUCGGUUCGGUAGCGGACUUUGUUAGAGGACCUGCUUGUGGAUUUGGGAGCACCUAAGACUGACUGCUUUUUAAGAAAGGAGGCGGAACCGAGCGAGCGGAAGGAGGGAAAAUGUGCAGGCAUCACACUGGCUUCCAAUGUGGCUUCACCACGGCUGGACUCCACCUGGAUGUGUACUUUGGAUGUCUCCAUGAAGGUGUGUGUUGGAUGCCGUGGUGACCUGCUGGCGGUGCGACCCUCCACCAACCGUCUCAUUUCUGUGUGGGGGAAAAAAGUGAACGUGGAUGCGGUUUCCAGGUGCAUUGAACGCAUCAUGAGCACAGAGAGAGUUGAAGAAGAGUGAUGGAAGUGAUGAUGAUGAUGCGAGCAGGGAUGUCUUUCUCUUAAAACACUCCACUGGAGGCCGACAUCAGACACACACGCAUGAGUGAGGGGUCACGCAAAAGGGACGACGACACCGGCCGGGACUUCUUGGAAGCCAUCGCCGUGGCAACCCACUGAGACGGUCAGCCUGCAGACACUGAUGUGACUGAGCUCUUUUCUUCAUCAGGUAGCACCCCAUCUUUACUGGCUGCAUGGACACAUCGUCAAAGUCGUGGCUGCCACAUCAGGGUCAGUUUGGGUUGGGUGGUCAAGUGGAGGUGUGCUGUGGCGGACCCGGCGUUUUGACCCCAAACCAAUCACGCAGGGCAAGUUUUGCCUCUGUGAGACAGUCAAGCAUGGAGACUCCCCCGAACGCUACCCCGCAGUCCUUCAGGCAGCCGAGUUUCCUCAAUCGGAGGUUGAAGGGUUCCAUCAAGAGGGCCAAAAGUCAGCCCAAACUGGACCGGACCAGCAGCUUCAGGCAAAUGAUCUUGCCUCGGUUUCGUAGCGCUGAUCAAGAGAGGACACGGUUAAUGCAGAGCUUCAAAGAAUCCCACUCCCACGAGUCCCUGCUUUCUCCUAGCAGUGCUGCCGAGGCUUUGGACUUGGUUCUGGACGAAGACGCAAUUAUAAAGCCAGUUCAUUCCAGCAUUUUAGGCCAAGAGUAUUGCUUUGAGGUGACCACCAAUUCAGGGACAAAAUGUUUUGCCUGCCGGUCUGCAUCAGAGAGAGACAAGUGGAUUGAAAACCUGCAACGAGCUGUCAAACCCAACAAGGACAACAGCAGGCGAGUGGAAAACGUGCUCAAGUUGUGGAUCAUCGAAGCCCGAGACCUCCCGGCGAAGAAACGCUAUUACUGUGAGCUGUGUCUGGAUGACAUGCUCUACGCCCGCACCACCAGCAAACCUCGCACAGACACCAUCUUCUGGGGCGAGCACUUUGAGUUCAACAAUCUGCCCACCAUUCGUAGCCUUCGUUUGCACCUUUACAAGGAGACAGACAAGAAGAGACGCAAGGAAAAAAGCACAUACCUCGGCCUCGUCAGCAUCCCCAUCUCCAGCAUCACGGGCCGGCAGUUUGUGGAGCAGUGGUACCCUGUCAUCCAGUCCAGUGUUUUGGCCAAGAGUGGCGGCGUCGGCAGUGGCAAAGUCAUCAACGCCUCGCUCCGCGUCAAGUCCCGCUACCAGACCAUGAACAUCCUUCCCAUGGAGCUGUACAAGGAAUUUGCCGAGUACAUCACCAACAACUACCGAACACUGUGUGCGGUCCUGGAACCACUGUUGAGUGUCAAGAGCAAAGAGGAGGUGGCGUUCGCGCUCGUGCACAUCCUCCAAAGCACUGGGAAAACUAAGGAGUUUUUGUCCGACAUGGCGAUGUGUGAGGUGGACCGAUUCAUGGACCGCGAACACAUGAUCUUCCGGGAGAACACGCUGGCCACGAAGGCUGUGGAGGAGUACCUCAAGUUGAUAGGUCACAGAUACCUCAAGGAUGGGAUAGGUGACUUCAUCCGAGCCUUAUAUGAAUCUGAGGAGAACUGUGAGGUGGACCCCAUGCGGGUGCCACCUUCGGUCCUGGCUGAUCAUCAAGCAAACCUUCGCAUGUGCUGUGAGCUCCUCCUCUGCAAGAUCAUUAACUCUCUCUGCAUUUUCCCUCGUGAGCUGAAGGAGGUGUUUGCGUCAUGGAGGGCGAGAUGCGCCGAGCGUGGAAGGGAGGACCUCGCCGACAGCCUCAUCAGCUCAUCGUUGUUCCUUCGCUUCAUGUGCCCAGCCAUCAUGUCCCCAUCCCUCUUCAACCUGACACAGGAGUACCCGGCCGAGCGCACCUCGCGGACGCUCACCCUCAUUGCCAAGGUCAUGCAGAACCUGGCCAGCUUUAGCAAGUUUGGGCCCAAGGAGGAGUUCAUGUACUUCAUGAACGAAUUCUUGGAGAUGGAGUGGGGCUCCAUGCAGCAGUUCCUCUAUGAGAUCUCCAAUAUGGACGCUGGAGGAAACGCCGGCGGCUUUGAGGGCUACAUUGACCUUGGCAGAGAGCUGUCCAUGCUGCAUAGCCUACUGUGGGAAGUCAUGGGCCAGCUCAGCAAGGACGCUAUCCUCAAACUGGGGCCGUUGCCUCGACUGCUGAAUGACAUCAGUGUGGCCCUGAGGAACCCGCAGCUGCACACCACCACCAAUCACCAGCCCGAGCGACCCAAGGACAGACUCUUCUCUCGGCCUACAUUCAAUCGCCUCAUGUCCUCUGACUUCCAGAGCCUGAUGAUGCGCGACUUAAACAGUUCUAUAGACAUCUCCCGCCUGCCAUCGCCCGCCACCGGCAUGUCAGCCGUGGAGUCCCUCUCAUCCAACCUCAACAUGAGGCGCCAGGCAGAACGAGACCUGCGCUCAUCCAGGGAAGUGUUCUAUGUCACACGCCCGCCGCUGGCCCGAUCCAGCCCGGCGUACUGCACGAGCAGCUCUGACAUCACCGAACCAGACCCUAAGGUACACAGUGUGAACAAGAGUGUGUCCAUGAUGGACCUUCAAGACUCACGCAUGAACAGCAUUUCCAACUUGAACUCUGUGGGAGACAUGCUGACCUCCUCACAGGCCUCCAUCGCUGGCUUAGGGCAUAGUUUCAGCAACCUGGGCGGUCCUCUGCGCAUGGGCGGGCACCUUCCCAGCGGCUCGGCGGGGUCGGGCUUGAGGUUGAGCCAGAUGGGUCACAUUGGCGGCCCCACCGAAUCCAUCUCCCAGCAGCAGCAGCAGGCGGCUGCGGCCAUGCACUACCCCCUGUCUUUCCAGAACCCUCUCUUCCACCUCGCCGCCCAAAACUCACCGGCGCAGCAUCCUCCCCCACCGCUCCUCCUCGCCCCGGAGCCAGAGAAUGGCCACCACGACUAUGUGCCGGCGUUCGGCAACAACGCUUUCUCCCGCAGCGAGGACUUGUCGGCCCUGCGCUCUCAGAACAGCCUGGUGCAGCCCAGCAUCGUCCACUCACACAGCUACAGUGAUGACUUCAGCCGGCAGAACCAGAACAAUGACUUUGUCUGGCAUCAGCUGUCACUGCAGGUGCAGGAGUCCCUUCAGCAGCAGCACAUGAUGGGCGUCACGUCUCAGACAGGCACUGGCACAGGUACACCCGCCUCCUUGGCCACACCUCCUACCACUGUUCACCCCGGGCGCCAGUCCUCCAUUGCGCCACAGCUCCUUAAGUCCCAGCGCUCCAUCAACACUCCAGCCACCGCUACACCUCCAAAAGCCCGACCCCAGAGCAGGAACCUCCUCCUAGACUCUUCCGACACCAACUUCAGCGGCAGUCAGCCGAAACGUCAGCAGUCGCAACAGCAGCAUCAGCAACAGCCACAACAACAACUGCAGACGCAGCAACAGGAGACACAGAUGCCUGUGACGGACAGUCCAGCUCCCGGGUUGCCGUUCCAGACGAGCUCCACCAAAGAGAACCAGGUUCCGUCCACGGCCGCUGAGGAGUCAACAGACACGCCCACAAAAAGCAACAAAAAAUCUCAGCAGCUGCAGCCUCCACAGCAGCAUCUGCUCAAGCCGGUGGUCAAUAAGGGUUCUCAGUCCAACUUGAACGAACGGACAGUGGCCUGGGUGUCCAACAUGCCACACCUCUCUGCCGACAUCGAGAGUCUGCGACCCGACCGUGAGGGUCAACUCAAGGAGUACUCCAAAAGCAUGGAUGAAUCCCGCUUGGAGAGGGUAAAGGAGUACGAGGAGGAGAUCCACUCCUUGAAGGAGCGUCUGAAAAUGUCUCAUCGCAAGCUGGAGGAGUACGAGCAGCGGCUCCUGUCGCAGGAGCAGCAGACAAGCAAGAUCCUGCAGCAGUACCAGUGCCGCCUGGAGGACAGCGAGCGGCGCCUCAAGCAGCAGCAGAUGGAGAAGGAUUCUCAAAUCAAAGGCAUCAUCAACAGACUCAUGGCUGUGGAAGAUGAGCUGAGAGGGGGUGCCAUUCCUGAUAUUAAGCCUCGAAUCCUCACAGACCAGUCGAUCAGCCAGGUCUAUGGCGGCCUCCCAGGAUCCUGACUGCCACUUCGAAAGCGACUAGGAUCCGUGAUGGUCAUACAAGUGUGAGCAGACGCCCUCCUUGCUCACCAUGUCUCCACAACAACAUCUACGGUACCACACAAGGAUACUUGUCGCUAUAAAAACUUUCAAAAGACCUCGACAAUCACUUUAUGACGGAGACCAAUUUUGUACAAAGAAUCACAAAUUGAGGGUAAACCAAUGCCUCACGAGGUGUUUCCUUAGCAGGAAGUGUUAAAAAUGGACAUUUGGGGAUUUUUGCGGGCCGCAAUGCAACCCUUCUUUUUUCAGGAGCUGUCGACAAAAUGUAGAAAAAGCACAAAGUCUGCCCUGAACAUGAAUAGGCAGAACAUCCUGUUCAUAUUUAAUCCUUUAGUUACAUAUUAUCAUCGGUCGGCCUGACUUUGCUUUCCUGCAUCUUUUUAAUCGCACAAUCAUCCUUUUGAAAACAAAUUAUAGCUGCUUAUACUCAAUUUCAAGCCUUUCCCUCUUUAUUAGAAUGCAUUUCACUUAUGAAAAGGAGAAAAUAAAGGCUAAAGUUGAUAUAAUAUCACAAUCAGUGAUCAUGUCAUAACGAGAAAGUAAAGUAUGUAAAUAAAUCCUGUACUAAACAAAGUAAACAGCUUGUUUAGGACAUUGUCUAGGACAAUUCAAGCUCCACUCCCAGCAGACUAUAAAGCAGGGGUGUCCAAACAUCCACUGAGAAAUCAUGCGACGCAGGGGCCAAUUUGAUAUUUUAUUUCUAAACAUCCCACAUAAAUAUGCUAAGAUGUUUCUAUAAAAUAGCUGUGUGUCAUAGGUGGCAAAACCCAUAUAUCACUUAGAUAUAUAUAUUUUAUUUUGGAAAAAGGCUUGGUUUUUUUAUGACUCAUCAGUCAUUGCAGCCCCCCUCCCCUUUUUUUUUGUUGGUAGAGUUCUUCUGUCAUAUUUUAAGCUGCGUACCGCAAAUGGCCCCCAGGUUGUUGGACACCCCUGCUGUAAGACGUCCUUUUCAGGUUUAAAAAUGACAACUGUAAAUGAGCCAUCUUUAUGGAGGUGCAAUAAAAAUAAGUUAUCCUGCCCUUUAUGUGUGUUGCUAAACAGGGUGAUUCCUACCUGCUUCCUGGAUGUUAGCAUCAGGUCGAAAAAAAUGAUAUAUUAACAGUCCAUCACGUUCUGCAUUAUCUCGAUUUCUUUCCCAGCGGGGUGUGAAAGACUGUCCCUGUAAGUAAAGUGAUGAAAAGUUGACGUGAACAAAACAGUACAGUAUAUCAUAGCAAGUCAUCUGUUGUGUUACUGAUGUGCGAUGGUUUUGCAUGUGCUUUUUAAAAAUGCAAAGAUGGUUAAGUCACAUAUUAUUCUGUUGUACCAAAAAAAAACAAAAGACAUUUUCUUGAACCAAACUGCCAAAUCUAUCUCUUGGCAUCGAUACAAGUAGGAAAGAAGUAGAAGGAGAACAAAGAUGGCGUUCAGGUGCAGGAUUAACACUGCCAAAUAUAUAAUACCAACGCCAGGUGUAACAUUUGUAUAUUAAAUGUCUUUUUGUAGUUAGGUGAUGAACUAAUGCUGUGUUGGUUACUGCGUAUGUAUGCGUCAUUUAUAUUACCAUGGCUGAUAUCAUUCACUUAAACCUCUUGCCUUUAAAAAAAAAUAACUUUUGCUUUCAACUAUACAAAAAGUUUUAUUUAUGUUUGUUACCAGAAAUGUAUAGCAUUAAUGUUUAAACCCACUUGCCAACUUAUUAGGCACACCUAGAUCAAAUGAAUAUUGUACGGUGGAAUGCAACAGGGUCAUUUAUAUUCAAAGCUAAUAAAGUGGCGAGUGUUUAUUUAUUCUUCUAUGUAAAACGUAUUCAAAUAAUAAUCAAAGACUAGGCCUUCAGGCAUGAACUUGUAAACAGAUUAUCUACUGUACAUUAUUCUUAUUAUUAUUAUUAACUCCUAAGGGUCUAUAGUGCAAUGCUGGGACGAGGCCUGACCAAUACCGGGUUACAAUUUAAUUAUUCUCUUUUCAAAUAUGUUUAUUUCAUUUGCUUUUUAUUGUUUUCAUUACGAGCAGAGUUCUACUCCAUAAUGUGGAAAUACGUUAUAGAAAGAGUAUGUUAAGCCCAUGCAUUCUUGGAGUCAAAGAGAAAUUGUAUACUAUUUUUAACACGUUGCGGCCACAAAUGUGGCUUCAACGUUGCUGUGCUAUCAAUUUAUCUUUAUUUUCCUGUUUUUUUCUUUCCAGUAUUGUGUUUCAGUGCCGUUACCAUCACAUAAGUAUGAGAUUAACAGUAUUUAUCAAACUCUCAGGUGUUUGAGGAACACAGAGAUGACCUUUACAUUGUUUUCAGUGUCAAAAGCACAAAAAAUAUAUAUGGAAAGAAAGUGAGCCGAAGAGCUCAACAGUUUUCAAAACAGUGCUGUGUGCUAAUACAAGCCCCACCUCCUCUAUAUGAACGAUACAAUUUGCACCUUGCCUUGGACUAUUAAAUGAAAGAAAUGAGGUAAUUUUUUGUUGAGAAUAAAACAAGCGAUGACAGACCUCAUCGAUUACAUAUAAUAUCUUGUAUAUUUUGAAUACUACUCUCAAUCAACUAGUGCAAACAUAUAUUUACGUUUCUAUAAUGGAUGUAUAGAGUUUUAGAAUAAAAAUAUUUUUUCUUGGCAGCUAUUAUCUGCACAAUUGACUUCCUGUGCUACACGAAGGAUCUUACAGAAUUUGACUGACUUGAUUUUGGCCGAGUGGAUGUAAUCAUUUAUUGACAUUUAGUUUUGAAAGAAGCCAUGCCCCAUUGAGAAGCCAUAUCCUACAGUUCCCUGAUGUGUUGUAUGGUGGAUGUUCAAUGUGGAUUUUUUCUUUGAUUUAAAAAUGCUAUAUUUAUUGUAGGUAUGACUGCGCUAAUUAUGAUAAUCGGUGUACGUGGAUUGAUAUGAUUUGUUAUGUUUCAACUGAAGGAAUGUAAUCUUUUUUUCAGGUGAUUUUUCUGGGUGAUUUCAAUAAAGUUUAAAGAUAAA
Doryrhamphus excisus (bluestripe pipefish) is the source of this 7435-nucleotide messenger RNA. It is a transcript of the gene syngap1a, whose product is annotated as synaptic Ras GTPase activating protein 1a. Gene Ontology annotation, biological process: regulation of GTPase activity. NCBI's taxonomy places the organism in Eukaryota, Metazoa, Chordata, Actinopteri, Syngnathiformes, Syngnathidae. The record is from RefSeq and is a predicted model, not a curated record.